Molecule: messenger RNA, 2562 nt
Organism: Aegilops tauschii subsp. strangulata
Lineage: Eukaryota; Viridiplantae; Streptophyta; Magnoliopsida; Poales; Poaceae
Product: nucleolar complex protein 2 homolog
Biological process (GO): ribosomal large subunit biogenesis
Cellular component (GO): nucleoplasm; Noc1p-Noc2p complex; Noc2p-Noc3p complex
Source: RefSeq, a predicted model, not a curated record
CAACCCAACUCUCUCCAGCCUUCACCUGUCUCUCUGCCCGCGCCGUCUCUCUCUCCCUCGCCUCUUUCCGCAACCAGCACCCUCUAGGGCACAGCACCACAGCACCACACGCCGCCGCCGCCGCUCGCCAUGUCUGACUCCGACGAAUACGUGGACCUGCCGGUCUCGGACGAGGAAGAGGAUGAGUGGGAGGAUGGAGACGAAGCUGAGGAGGAGGAGGUGCAGGGAAGCUCUAAGAAGAAGGCCAAGCAGCACGUCGACCAACUCAAGAGGCUGCAGGAAAAGGAUCCCGAGUUCUUUAAAUAUUUGGAAGAGUGUGAUAAAGAGCUCUUGGAAUUCAAUGAUGAUGGCAUCGCUGAUGAUCAAGAAAGUGACGAGGAACCUAAAUCUGUCCCUAAGGAGGAGCCAAAAGAAAGUGUUAAACCAAUUACGAUGGAAAUGGUUGAUUCCUGGUGCAAAGGGGCCGAAGAUGGGAAGAUAGGAUCUAUCAGGUCUAUUCUUCAAGCCUUCAGGAGAGCUUGCCAUUAUGGCGAGGACAGUGGGGACAAUUCAGCACCAAAAUUCAGUGUCAUGUCCGGUAGUGUACUCGACAAAGUCAUGCACUACGUUUUGAAGAACAUGGAUAGCAUCCUUCGCCAAUUACUCGGUGCCCCUAGCUCUGGAGGGAAGAAAGAGAAAAUCAGUGAGCUGAUGAUGACUAAUUCAUGGAAGAGGAAUGGCAAUCUAAUGAGGGUGUAUCUUGUCAAUGCAUUCCAUAUGAUAACCGAGAUGACUGAUGACCAAAUGAUCGCAUUUACUAUUCUCCGUGUCAGAGCAUCAGCUGUUUUUCUGGCAGCCUUCCCUUCUCUCCUUAGGAAGUAUGUUAAGACCCUGUUGUAUACCUGGGCUAGAGGUCGAGGUGCCAUGCCCUUUAUUUCGUUUUUGUUCCUCCGAGACUUGUGUGUUCAAGUAGGUCCGGAUUGCCUUGACACAUGCCUCAAGGGUAUCUACAAGGCUUAUUUGGUGAACUGCAAGUUGUCCAAGUCUAUCAGCGGAUCGAAACUGCAGCACAUUCAAUUUCUUGGGAAUUGUGUCAAAGAAUUGUAUACCGUGGACCCUCAAAGUGCUUAUCAACAUGCUUUUGUUUUCAUUCGUCAGUUGGCAGUUAUCCUAAGAGGUGCUCUUACCGAAAGAGGACCAAAGACAUCAAAGGACAAAAAGCAGAAAGAAAGAAACAAACCAACGAACAAACAGCUGGAGAAAUCCUACCAAAAAGUUUAUGAUUGGCAAUUUAUAUUCUGCCUUGAGCUUUGGACAGGUGUUGUGUGUGGAUGUAGUUCUGAGGAAGAUUUCCGGCCUUUGGCCUAUCCGUUAACCCAGAUAAUACACGGUGUAGCAUGUCUUGUACCGAGUGCACGCUACUUCCCUGUACGCAUUAGAUGUGUAAAGAUGCUUAAUUGCAUUGCCGAAGCCACCGGUACCUUUAUUCCGGUGUCCUCUCUGUUGCUUGAUAUGCUAGAAAUGAAAGAACUUAGAGGCCGUCCAGAUGGUGGUGUUGGCAAAGCAGUGAAUAUGUUCAAUGUUAAACAGGUAGAUAAGAAAAUGGUGAAGACACGUGCCUUUCAGGAAGCUUGCAUUUACUCUGUGGUUGAUGAGCUGGCUAAGCAUUUGGCGCAGUGGAGCUACUCUGUUGCCUUCAUCGAGAUGUCCUUUUUGCCACUUGUUCAACUUCGGAACUUUUGCAAAACCAUCAAGGCUGACAGAUUUCGAAAAGAGAUGAAGGAUCUUAUUCGUCAGGUAGAGGCAAAUGUUGAGUUCAUAAGCGCAAAGCGUGCCGGAAUUACAUUCCCCCCCAAUGAUCCAGCUGUAGAUUCAUUUCUACAGGCUGAGAAGGAAGUACGGUCAAGCCCUCUCUCAGAAUAUGUUGCUACUCUACAUCAGAGAGCACAGAACAGAAUCGAUUCUUUGGAUGAGACAAGUGUUAUCGUGGGUGCAGAGUCCUCUACCUUUUCGAAGAGGCUAUCAGAGGCACAGAAGCAACAGGAGGAACAUGAUGAUAGUGAAGAACCCAUUGCUUUCAGUAAGAACUUGUUGGCGGAGAAGAAGAAAACAAAAGCUGCAAAGGAGAAGAGCAAGAAACGAGCCCGUGACGACGAUGAUGUGCCUGCGGAGGAGGAUGUGGUUGAGGAUUUGGUCUUGAGUUCAGAUGAGGAAGCGGAAGAUGAGAACGAUGGCCUCGGGUCAGACGAGGAUGGCUCCGCGCCCGUUGAAGAUGACAGCGAUGAAGACUUUGUGGACCCAGACAGCGCGUGGAAGAAACAGAAGGAGAAGCUGAAGAAGCGGAGCAAGUACCAACCGUCGAACAAGGCAUCCUCCAAAACCAAAAGGAAACCCCACCCUAAGAAGAAAGCAAAGCAUUAAUCAACGUAGAGCUAGGGCUCGGCAAAGACUGUUGACGAAGUGCUAUGCUUCCAGUCAUGAGAAACACCUGCCUGUCACGGGAAAUUUUGUUUAAGUUGAGAAUUACACAGCUUCCUUUGUCAUCUCCAUGCAUUUAUAUCGAGGUUAUUCAUAUUCUGCUCA